Nycticebus coucang (slow loris) is the source of this 1042-nucleotide messenger RNA. RefSeq names its product ubiquitin C-terminal hydrolase L3 (gene UCHL3). The record is from RefSeq and is a predicted model, not a curated record. The transcript has 9 exons. Gene Ontology annotation, cellular component: cytoplasm. Gene Ontology annotation, molecular function: cysteine-type deubiquitinase activity. Lineage: Eukaryota; Metazoa; Chordata; Mammalia; Primates; Lorisidae. The coding region runs from base 332 to 916 and encodes 194 amino acids. Gene Ontology annotation, biological process: ubiquitin-dependent protein catabolic process; protein deubiquitination.
CUUUAGGCACCCCUCCUACGGGGAGUGCGUUGGACUAUCCCAGAUCAAGGCGCGCGGGGGCGGAAGCGGCGGCGGUGGCUGUCAGAGCUGGACAGGGUCGGGGCAGAGCGGCCAUGGAGGGUCAACGCUGGCUGCCCUUGGAGGCCAAUCCCGAGGUCACCAACCAGGUGAGUCAGGUGUACGUCGUUUAGGACCCCUGGAAUCCCUUCUGCCCUGCUCAGUGUACUUCUCUGACGGCCUCCAUCUCGCGUUCCCGAGGAUUCUACGAUUUCAUUCCUUUCUCAAACAAUUAGGUUUACAUCCUAACUGGCAGUUUGUUGAUGUCUAUGGAAUGGAUCCUGAACUCCUGAGCAUGGUACCAAGGCCAGUGUGUGCAGUGCUGCUUCUCUUCCCUAUUACAGAAAAGUAUGAAGUAUUCAGAACAGAAGAAGAGGAAAAAAUAAAAUCUCAGGGACAGGAUGUUACAUCGUCAGUAUAUUUUAUGAAGCAAACGAUCAGCAAUGCCUGUGGAACAAUUGGACUGAUUCAUGCUAUUGCAAAUAACAAAGACAAGAUGCACUUUGAAUCUGGAUCAACCUUGAAAAAAUUUCUGGAGGAGUCUGUGUCAAUGAGCCCCGAAGAACGAGCCAGAUACCUGGAGAACUAUGACGCUAUUCGAGUUACUCAUGAAACCAGUGCCCAUGAAGGCCAGACUGAGGCACCAAGUAUAGAUGAAAAAGUAGAUCUUCACUUUAUUGCAUUAGUUCAUGUAGAUGGGCAUCUCUAUGAAUUAGAUGGGCGGAAACCAUUUCCUAUUAACCAUGGUGAAACUAGUGAUGAAACUUUAUUAGAGGAUGCCAUAGAAGUCUGCAAGAAGUUUAUGGAACGCGACCCUGAUGAAUUAAGAUUUAACGCGAUUGCUCUUUCUGCAGCGUAGCUUGUCAAUAAUGGAAACACCAAAUACUGUAUUCUUUUCAACAGAAUUUAAAUUUCUGCUGCCAUACACUAACUCGAAUUUUGAUAUUUUCAUUAACUUGAGUGAUUAAACUUUAUGUGAAUUAAA